Messenger RNA from Trifolium pratense (red clover), 712 nucleotides. RefSeq names its product nodulin-1-like. The record is from RefSeq and is a predicted model, not a curated record. Lineage: Eukaryota; Viridiplantae; Streptophyta; Magnoliopsida; Fabales; Fabaceae. The transcript is spliced from 4 exons. The coding region runs from base 56 to 484 and encodes 142 amino acids.
UAUAUAUAUAUAUAACCACUAUCAUGCUUAGGAGACAAAAUAAAAGUAACAAAUAAUGGAGAGAAAAAUGCUUUUUAAAGAAGCAGUGGUGCAGAUUGAGGCGGCGCCAUGUGUGAUAAGAACGACUAUGUUUACAGAUCCAUGCAUUAGUGAAUAUGACAGUAUUUCUUGUUACCAUACGUGCAAAAUAAAUAAAUAUUUAUUGGGUGGUACAUGCAAAAAAGGAUAUAUACAAAAUAAAAAGUUGGUGACAAUGAAGAGGAAAAUACUUUUUGGCAUGCACUUUUUUCUCAUUAUUCUCUUAGUUGCUCAAGAAGCAAUGGUGCAGAUUGAGGCAUGUGAAAUCAUCUGUCUUAUGUUCCCUGGUGAAUGCAAAGGUUUUGGUGACAAUGAAAUAUGUAACAAUGUUUGCAAGAUAAAUGAAUUUUUAUUUGGUGGUUACUGCAUAAGUGGAAAAUGCAUUUGUUAUGCCAAAGUAUAUUGAACGUAACGUCUUCACUAUGAUUUUUUUUUUUUAAGAUAAAAAUAUUUCGUCGCAUCAGAGAUUCAAAAUCUCGCGAGAAAACCUCAUGUACUUAGCAGGCACAUGCCUUAACCACUCGGCGAAAGCAACUUGUUUAGUUAUAUUCUAUAUAAUUAGAGAUAAAUAAAUCUAGCUAUUUAGUGAAAAAAAGAAAGAAAAAAAAAACCUAGCUAUAAUUUUGUUCAUGUA